Messenger RNA from Liolophura sinensis, 1567 nucleotides. RefSeq names its product ras-related and estrogen-regulated growth inhibitor-like. The coding region runs from base 540 to 1307 and encodes 255 amino acids. Gene Ontology annotation, molecular function: GTPase activity; GTP binding. NCBI's taxonomy places the organism in Eukaryota, Metazoa, Mollusca, Polyplacophora, Chitonida, Chitonidae. The transcript is spliced from 4 exons. The record is from RefSeq and is a predicted model, not a curated record.
AGGAAGAGGGUUUACGAAAAGCUGCAGAGCAACACUACGCCAAAGUGAAUAACGGUAUGAGCAGAAAGCACGCCGUGCCACCCACCACCCAGCGUAGAGAGACAGCUCGGAGAGGAAUGAUGAAGCUAUCUGGUUAACGGAACACACGGCUGAUGAAGAGGGCAGGCGAAACAACCAUGGCAUACUGACAGCCACUGGCUGCCGGUUAAUGGCAGGCAUUAAUCUGACCUCACGUGCCCGGAGAGAUGACCCAAAACGCUAAAAACACUCUGCCAAUAUUUUUGUCUCUAGUGUGGGGUCAUUUGAAAUCACAUAUGCGUUGGCAGUUUUUGACCUUCUUUUGGUUAAUCAGAAAUUGAUUUUACUGUGAUCUUCUAAUCGAAGUUCAGCUUUUGGGGAAGUGAGUUGUAAUUGUUUCCAUGGUCGGCAGUACACAACGGAACUGAUUUGUGUAUGUUAAUACAUCGUAUAGUUGAUUCCAUGCCCAAGGGUACACAGAAGAACUGAUUUAUCUAUUAUGCUAUAUCGUGGCUUCAAACAUGUCUUCCUCUAACAGCAACUCCAAACUGUUGCGAAAGAUAUCUAUGGUGAAUCGCCCGCGACCCUUCAGGGUGGUUCUUCUGGGACAGAAAGGAGUUGGCAAGUCAGCUCUGACAGUACGCUUCCUUACUCGACGUUUCAUUGGAGAUUAUGAUCCACUCUGGGUACAAAAAGUGUACACGUGCACCCGAUGUGUGGAUGGUGAGACGAUAACGUUUGAAAUUCUGGAUACUGUAGGAGUGGAAGAGAGUCCUAAACUCGAGGAAAAAAUCAGAUGGGCUGACGCCUUCCUGUUGAUAUAUUCAGUGACGGACAGAUUGAGUUUCGAUGAAUGUGUCCGAUUAAAAUUGCUCAUCACUAGCUAUGCCAAAAAGAAUCGACGGAUCAGUCUGACAUCGACCGCCGAUUCUUGGAAUACGAGCUAUCUGCCCGUGAUUUUGGUGGGCAACAAGACAGACAUUGCUCACGAUCGAAUGGUAUCGGAAGAAAAUGGCCGCCAACGGUGCUGUGAACUGAACUGCUUGUCCUUCUACGAAAUUUCUGUUAGGGAGUCGGUUGAAGUUUGUGCUGAGAUUUUUGAAGACUUGUUUCUGUAUUGCAAAAGACCAAAAAAAUAUAAGACAUCAGGCAAUGGGUCUCAGAUUCCUCGCCUUCCGUCCAGUUCGGAUCUGGAGUCGCAAGAUUCCACGUCUCCAACGUCAACCACACCGAAAGCCUACAACCGUCGACGACGCGGGAUAGCGGGUACACUAGGAGUCGACAGCUGAUGAAAAAAAUGGGCGAAUUAACCAUUUAAACAGUGGAAUCAGUGAAGAGUGACUCUGGCCCAAGCCCAUUGUUCUGUUGUAAUAUAUCAUCAUGAGCACUAAGCUUUCAGUUUGUGCAACAAAUCGUCAGCGCAAUGGCAUGCGAGAAUGAACAACAUGCUUAUAAUCAGCAUUUAAAACAAAAAGUGAUUUUGAUUGUCAUUCUUUUACAUCUACAGGUAAAUGUAUAUCGAUGUUUGCAUGUUCCAUUAAAUACUGAA